AAUAUUUUUACUUUCACUUUGCUCGUCUUCCAUGUGUUAAAUAAAUCGUGUUAAAAGUUGAGUGUUCAGUAAACAAUUUUCGCUGAGUAAAAUAUUAGUUAUUAUUUUGCAUAUCUACAGUGUGAUCGCGUUUAACUCAUGAAUAUUUUCGGUUCAGGACGUUUUCUCAGUCACCGGGGAAAAGUUGAAACUGAGAUGGUUGGACCGGUUUCAAUUUCUGGGGAGAGUUUAUUCUCUAACCGUUGGGUAAAAGCCAUAGGAAUAGUGCUUGCAUGUGGUGUAGCAUCGGAACUUGUAUAUUUUGCAUAUAAACGGAUUAAACGCAUGUGUUGUGACAAUGCGGUAAGAAACAAUGAUCAAAAACAAUUUGUUGAAGAAGUUUUAUUCUUUCCUGACGCUCAGAUAGCUUGCAAAGAAUUCUUUGUCGGAGACGGUUGUCGUCGACUGAACUGUAGAUUUACUCACGAACAUAACUCCCUAAGUCGUCUGUACACUUUUUUAGCCGAUGCCAAACAAUCGCUGGACGUCUGUGUGUUUGUUAUAUGCUGUGCCGACCUCGGGGACCUUCUUGUGACGGCUCACAAGAACAACGUGCGCGUACGUGUGAUAUGUGACGAUGAGCAGAUAGAUAUUACAGGAUCCCAGAUAUGGAGAUUAAGAAAAGAAGGAAUCCCAGUGCGGACAGACAACUCUUCCUAUCUCAUGCACCACAAGUUUGUGGUGAUAGACGGAACACAUCUACUGACCGGUUCUUUCAACUGGACCCGCCAAGCUAUAUCAGGAAACCAGGAAAACCUUGUCGCGCUGAGGAAUAUGCGUAUAGUAUCACAGUUUUCCAGUGAGUUUGAAAAACUUUGGAAAGAGUUUGACCCCAAAAGAUACAACGAAAGUUCACUUCAUCGUUAUGAAGACUUACCAGUGAGUUGAUGAAUAUGGAGUUUGAACAAUCAAGACAAAAUGUACAAUUGAAGUUUGAGAACGUAUUUGUUUCAACAAGCUUGGCUUGCGUCUAGUUAACUGUCUUACCAUCACCGGUUUCUGUUUAUAGACAGCUAGUUCUGGCUACCAUAACUUCAAAUGUCGCUUUUUAUGAUUUUUAUACAGGUCUGUCAAUACUAUAUAAACUGUACGCUGAAGUUUCUUUAGCUAAUAGACAGCAUUCUUGUGCCAUAAUUAUUAAUCAAAACGAAUGAUUACAUAUAUAUAUUAGUACUACACGAUCUAAAGAACUGCUACUUUGAAACAUAUGUCAAUUUUGUAAAAGUAGCUUAUUUGAAUAUACACAAUGUUAUUGAUGCAAUUGUUUACAGUAUUUCAAAUACUGAGCACUAGAAUACACACAACAUUUCAAAUUACUUCAGAAGUUAAACUUAACAGUACUUAUACAGUACCUUUACUCAGGACGUUAACACCGACACAUCGUGACAUUUAUGCAACAAAUCCGCCGUUUUAAACCAGACAGUCGCAAACGUUAAAAUAAGAUGAUUGAGCACUUUCAAACGCUCAUUAAACGCCAUAUAUUAAAUUAAUCAUACGUAUGUUCUGAUGUUCUAAUGAGUUUUUAAAAUGCUUUAAAUGAAGUAUGAAAUGUAAUAAAGUUACAUUA
Messenger RNA from Dreissena polymorpha, 1606 nucleotides. RefSeq lists its product as uncharacterized. Gene Ontology annotation, biological process: piRNA processing. The transcript has 2 exons. The record is from RefSeq and is a predicted model, not a curated record. The coding region runs from base 139 to 927 and encodes 262 amino acids. Gene Ontology annotation, molecular function: RNA endonuclease activity producing 5'-phosphomonoesters, hydrolytic mechanism. Gene Ontology annotation, cellular component: mitochondrion. Lineage: Eukaryota; Metazoa; Mollusca; Bivalvia; Myida; Dreissenidae.